Molecule: messenger RNA, 6427 nt
Organism: Drosophila eugracilis
Lineage: Eukaryota; Metazoa; Arthropoda; Insecta; Diptera; Drosophilidae
Gene: unk
Product: RING finger protein unkempt
Exons: 9
Coding region: 33-2054 (673 amino acids)
Molecular function (GO): metal ion binding
Source: RefSeq, a predicted model, not a curated record
AAAGCAACAUCACUAUCUGGCCUCACUAAACGAUGUUGGCAAACGAAACGAACAAGCUGCUGCUUUCCUCGCAGCAGGAAAAACCCAAUCACUACACCUACCUGAAGGAGUUCCGCGUGGAGCAGUGCCUGUCCUUUUUGCAGCACAAGUGCAACCAACAUCGCCCCUUCGUCUGUUUCAAUUGGCAUUUUCAAAACCAGCGUCGGCGUCGCCCAGUGCGAAAACGCGAUGGAACUUUCAACUAUAGCGCUGAUAAUUAUUGCACCAAAUAUGAUGAAACCACUGGAAUAUGUCCCGAAGGAGAUGAAUGCCCUUUUUUACACCGCACUGCUGGGGACACCGAAAGACGCUAUCAUUUGCGCUACUACAAGACAUGCAUGUGCGUCCACGACACCGAUAGUCGAGGAUACUGCGUCAAGAACGGACUACACUGCGCUUUUGCCCACGGCAUGCAGGACCAGCGCCCACCGGUUUAUGACAUCAAAGAGCUGGAGACUCUGCAAAACGCAGAGACUACCCUGGACAGUACUAAUGCUCUGAAUGCCCUGGAUAAAGAGCGCAAUCUGAUGAACGAGGACCCGAAGUGGCAGGACACCAACUAUGUGCUGGCCAACUACAAGACAGAGCCAUGCAAGCGCCCACCGCGUUUGUGCCGUCAAGGAUAUGCUUGUCCACAGUACCACAAUAGUAAGGACAAGCGUCGCUCGCCCAGGAAGUACAAGUACAGAUCGACUCCUUGCCCCAAUGUGAAGCACGGCGAGGAAUGGGGAGAACCGGGUAACUGCGAGGCCGGGGACAACUGCCAAUACUGCCACACACGCACCGAGCAGCAGUUUCAUCCGGAGAUCUACAAGUCGACCAAGUGCAACGAUGUACAACAGGCUGGCUACUGUCCGCGCAGCGUUUUCUGCGCCUUUGCCCAUGUGGAACUUGGCUCAUUUGCCGAGGAGAAGAUGCGUGAUCACGAUGUAUCCCUGAGUGAGCUUUUUUCCAAUGCCUUGCCUGACCUAAAGGCUCAGGAUGCGUUCCAAAGGGGCGAUAAUUUAUUGAGCAUUGAUGGUAAUAGUACCAAUAAAAUGUUGGUAGAUGCUUUGGAAAACACAACAAAUUCCAGCAAAUUUUUAAGUUUCUCACAACUCCUGGACAGUCGUUCUUGCUCACUGGACGAUCCGCGCGAGAACUCAUUGUCGGCGAGUCUGGCCAAUACUAGCUUAUUAACACGUUCCUCGGCGCCAAUUAACAUUCCUAAUACGACUCUAAGUAACUCAAUUAACGAUUUCAACUCAGGUGGCUUCGCCGUCAACAUUCCCAGCAACUCGCUCACCUACAGCCCCACCAACCAUGCCAAUCUCUUCAACGUGGACGCCUUCAACUACGGCGGCUCGAACAAGCUCAGCAAUUCACUUUCGGCCACCCAGAACGAUAGCAGUCUUUUCUUUCCAUCUCGCAUUAUAUCGCCCGGUUUUGGCGAUGGCUUAUCAAUCAGUCCUUCGGUCAGGAUAUCCGAAUUGAAUACUAUACGCGAUGAUAUCAACAGCAGCUCGGUGGGAAAUAGUCUGUUUGAGAACACUCUGAAUACGGCCAAGAAUGCGUUCAGUCUGCAAUCUCUGCAGUCGCAAAAUAACACUGACCUAGGACGCAUCACCAACGAGUUGCUUACAAAGAAUGCUCAGAUCCACAAGAUGAACAUACGCUACGAGGACAUAGUUUGCAAGCUGAAGAUCGCUGAACUACAUCGCGACAAAGCCAAAGAGGAGGCACAGGAAUGGAAGGAGCGCUAUGAUCUGGCCCAAAUACAGCUGAACUUGCCGGCAGAGCUGCGGGACUUGUCCAUACAGAAAUUAAAGCAAUUGCAGUCAAAGCUGCGCACCGACUUAGAGGAGGUCGACAAAGUAUUAUAUUUAGAGAACGCCAAGAAAUGUAUGAAGUGCGAGGAAAACAAUCGUACGGUUACUCUCGAGCCGUGCAAUCACCUGUCCAUCUGCAAUACGUGCGCUGGCUCGGUCACCGAGUGUCCCUACUGUCAGGUGCCGGUGAUAACAACCCAUACCUAGAACAUGUUUUAUCAGCAACAGGACCACAAGUGGCCCUUUGGCUGAAAAUCGGAUAUGAAAGGAGAUUUAUAUUCGAAAUGCAGAUGGAUCUUUGGGGAUCAAAAACGCGAACAGCAUGACAAUGUGGUACUACUCACAAAGCAAACUUUAGUCAUAAGCAAAACGUUGAAACUUUUGAUCGAUUAGGAGAUGCCACAUGCCACCCAUGUGUGAUCAUGUGGCAAAGAAUAUAUAAUUUAUAUUUCCAAUCUAUGCAAAUUAUGCAAAUUAUCGUCAUGAAUAUUAGCAAUUACUAGGCACAAACUAUUAAUUGAAUUAGAUAGCAGCUCUAAACAAAUAAGUAUAAAGUUUUAUAUUUGUUUAUUUUUUUCACAAAAACGAAUACAGGAAAAAUGUUUUAAAUUUGAUUUUUUACUCUACUUUUAUGUAACCAAAUCUUUUAAUUUUGUUUAAAAUAUUUUCUGUGUUUAGGCAUAUAUAUAUAUCUUGUGUUUACAUCUAAUCAACUGCACGAAUUUGCAAUAUCUCACAUUUAUUUUUUUUAAUCACUAAUAUAUUUUGUGUAUCUCUAUAUUUGUAUUGAAAUAUGCUACACUUUCAGUCAUAUUGUACUUUUCACUAGUAUUACUUAAGGAAUUAUGAGAACUAAGCCAUUACAUAAUGUAAUUGGUUGGAGGAUAUGAUAAAUAUAUAAUAUAUUAAUUUUUCUAGACACUUUUAGCAAUUGACUAUUAACAAAUUUAUAGAAACCAACAAAUUGAACAAGUUAAUAAUCUUUAACAAUGUAUUGUCGCAUAUAAGAGCAGCAAACAACCACAAACAAACAAACAAAAACCACCAGUGAUUUUAUAUAAGCCGAUUUUCAAACUGUAUUUUAUAUGUAUGUGUUUCUUGUGAAAGCAAACUACAACUGAAAGCCAAGACAAGCGUCAUAAAAUCUAUGUAACUGACAGAUAAUUAUUCUGCUUGAUUUUCCAAACUGCACAAAAGUAAUUAUAGACGUUUAAAUGAAACGAGAGAGUACAUUUUGUUUUCCGAAAACACUAUUAAGACACUUUGCUUUUAUUUGGGCUUCGGCUGGUGAAUCCUCUGUAAACCAAUGCCAAUAGCCAGACACAAAAUUACAAACUUACUUAUAUACUCUAUUAGGUUAUUUUGUGAUUUAUAUAGUGCUUUAAGUACUUACUUUGCAGCUGACUUCAGUUUUCAUUUUACUUUCAUAGUCUCAACUGGACGCUUCCAAUUUAGUAAAAGCAAAAAAAUUAAGAAUGAAAAAAAAAGAAUUGUCAAUGUCAGAACGUAAUAUUUAAGAUAUAUGAAAUCAAGCAUUUGGCUGAUGGUACAAGAACGAAUAUGAAUAGAUAUAUAUAUGAAAAUAUAUUUAUGGAAAAUUUGAAUGCAGAUUCGAUGAGUGUGAUGUAGAAAGCAUAAACAAUAAAGGUAACUCGAUACAGCGAAAUGAACAGAGUUUAAUGAAAAAUGUUAACCAGAGUUAAUGUAAAAAAGAAACCGUCUUCAAAAGCCAAUGUAUUUUUUUCUGCAAAAAUAAAGUUAUCAAACGUAAUCAAUUGGUAGUUGUGGACAAUGUUGUUUGAAACUGAAACGUGUUGUUAGCUAGUUGAGUUAAAUUGAUGAACAUGUUUUUGGAAUGUAUUGAAAAUGAAACAGCUUAGGCAUUUAUUGAAAACAAAAGCAACACUAAAAAAAAGUUCAAAAAAAUAAUACAAAAAAAAAUAUAUAUAUUAUUACAAAGCUAACUAGGAAAGCGCAAGGCAAAGGCUUUUAUCUCUGUGUGUGUUUGUACUGUGUUUUGUAGAAGCCAAAUCAUCAAGAAAUACAAAUUAAUAAACAUAACAAUAACAAAUGUGUGUUAACUUAUAAAUGCUUUAAUAGUUUAUGACAAAAGUGUACACAAAACCCAAAAACAAAAGCUACAAAAAAAAAAAAAAACUAAAAAUCACAAGAACAAAUAAUAAGUAAAUUGGUUUUAUAAUGGAGCUGUUGAGUCGCAGAUAUGGUAUGCGGUGUGUUUAAUACCAAAACUAAACUCUCAGAUAAUCCUUGACUCUCAUCGACCGGGCACAGUUUAAAGAUUUGCUAAUUUACUUUUUAAAUCUCUACGAAUAUAUACAUGGGAUAUAUCUAUCUAUCUAUCUAUCGACUUACGGGUUUGCCAACCUCAAUCCAAAACCAACCAAUGCAAAGCAAUUUUACAACAUGUCAAGAAAUCCAUUUCACGCCAUCUCUCAACUGUGAGGAAUCAAAUCAGAAACCAGAUCGAAAAGUAUAUGUACGUUACAUACAUAUAUAUUUAUAGAUGACACAUGUAUUUUGUAUACGCUACUGUAAGAGUGAUUUUUAUGUGAUUUUGAAACUACUUGAAUAUGUGAUCCAGAAAUAUAUAAAAAACAAAAAAAAAAGAACAAAAAAAAAACACAAAAUAUUUAUAUAUAUGAAUGCAAGCUCGCGGCAGCAAACAGCAAUAAAACAAAUCAAAUUGUAAACCAACUUGACUUUAUGUACAAGAACAAAUGACAACAAACAAAAAUGUAUAUGUUGUAAAGCUCCAGCUCCAUUUAGAAAACAAAAGGCAAGGAGGUGACCCAUAAUAGUUGAAAGAAAAUAUAUGGACACACAAAGAAUAUUAAAAAGGAAACAAAUUGUCAUGUACACGUAGACCAGAAACAUCAAAAUCGUAAUGAAAAAUCAAGAAACUAAAUGUCUAAAAUAUCAAAUUGAAUUACUAGCUAGCUUAUAGGGUUAUCAAACAAAAAAAAAAAUUAAAACGAAGAAACCACAAAUGAAUAACAAAGGCAAAGGCAAUUUACUUCUCUAGAACUAGAACAAAACGAAUAAAUGUUUGCUACCAACUGUUUCAACUAGUUAAUUCGUAAUAAAUUAACAAAUUAUAGAAAACUGUGUAACUAAAGGUUUAACAAGAAUAGCAACCAAAAACAAAACAAAUGAAAACAUGACAACUCUGAACACCGAACAGGAAUUUUAACGAUGAAAUCGCAGAGACCGAGCAACUUGCAACCGAAAGUACUGUCUAGUAUUUUAAACUUGUCUACAAACAAAUAUGAAUCAAAUAGAUUUAUGCAAUUUUGUGCGAACCAAGCCCACACAGACACACACACAAUAAGUGAAGGAACACCACGUUGAACUAGGUGGAAUCAAUAUUAAAUUAUGAAAUGAAAUGAAAUUAUUUUUUUUCUAGAAUACUACAAAUGUGUGUCAAGACCUAAAAUGAAAUAAGCAGAAUUUGAAACUUUUACUAGAGAUAAACGCUGAACUAGACUCGAACAUUUUCGACAGCUCUUCAUAAGUUAACUUACAACUAGCCUAGGCUAUAGGUAAUAUGACAAAUAUAUAUAUAUUUACCUAUCUAGAAUAUCUAUGAAAAUUUUAUACUUGAUUUGCGGUUCAUGUCAUGGAUAAAUCUCCUUUAGUUCUUGAUCAGUUUAUAUAUUUGUAACUUCUCUUUGUCUACCCUCAAUGAUAUUAACACCGAUGAAUUGAUAUUGACCAGCAGUCAUAUAGCUCUUGACUUGUAAAGUAUCUUAUCGGGGAUUAAUUGCCGCGGAAAUGCGGUCAUAGCAAUUUAUUUUAUCACUUGCAGUAAAAAUUAAUGUAUGAACAUCCCCUGAGCCCCUUAUAAAACUUAAAGACCAAACACCAUAUUUGCUUAACGAUCUUUAUUUGCUUCCAUAACUCUUUCCUUUCGUUCGUUUCUUAGUGACUGGCUUUAUUACCAUUAACCAGCCUCACCAGGCAAAUGUUGUGUGUUAUUGCUAAAGUUAUUGUCAAAAAGUGAAUAUAUUUAUAUGUACAUUUAGAGAGAGACCGAAACAAGAAAAUUAGUAUUGUAAUGUUUGAAAAAUGAACAAACCGAAAAGCAAAUGACAAAGCUAGAAACAAUAGACUCCGACUCAAAAAAAGAACACCCUUCCACAUUGUAGACAAUGCAACCUUAACAAAUCAAUUAUUUAACUAGUUAUGCCCACAGAGGAUAUGGAUAAAAAUAUUUGAAUAUUUAUAUAGAUAUAUAUAUAUAAAACAUAUUACCUAUGAUAGCAUUAUCAAAUUAUUAUCAAAGCAAAAAUUGUGUAGCAAUUUAGUUAUGUAUUUCGAAAUCGUGAACAAAUGUUUGUCCAAGGCGACCACAAAAGCAACAAAAUGCAUCUGCCUCAAUCCGAAUAUACACACCUCUAUAUAUUUACGAACCUAAGUGUUGGCAAUAAUCGACUGGACAGCAGGAGUUUCUAUAUAGGCAUUUGCUAUGAAGAGUUACUACUAUGUAAACUAUGCAAUUAACAAAUUGAUAAAUACAAAUUACUAUUUAAAAGAAUGAUUAAUAAAACCGUGUUUAAAGC